AUGGGGCUACCUCACCUGAUCACCCGCAGACGACUGGUUACACAGGUCACCAAACAAGGGGCGAACGCAUCAAAGCAGCUCUUAAUCAAAUUGUAUCUGUACAACGUGUCGAGGAUAAACAUCGAUGUGUAUUACGACAUCGUUUCUGCGCUGAAACGGGAUAGGCUUCCGGCUCAGGAGGAGACUCGUAUUCUCAAUGUGCCCCAUUUCUCAGACGAAAACUUGAUUUUGUACAAAUAUUUCCAGUACGUACAUUCAGGAUGUGAUAAAGGAAAAUCACUAAAAUUAAUGCUCCUACUGUACAACAAAAAGUUACGAGAGUAUAACGAUAAAAAAAUUUAUUUUUACAACUCAUGUGUGCAUGUGCACAAUUAUGUCUUCGAAGAUUUUUUUUAUUAUCAUUCCAAUUUUUCCUACUUGAGAAGAGGAGAUGGAAGGAGCGUCCAUAGGCAUUACACUUUGCACACAGAUUUUUUCCUAUACGCGCUCGACUUUUAUUUAUUUCAUUUGUCAAAAAAUUGCAAACUUCUGAACAUUGAGCAGUUGAAUGUUCUUUCAAAUAUUUAUGCAAAUGUGAGCAUCUCCCCGGAUGGCCACUCGGGGGAUGAAGAGGCCCCUCAAGUGGGGCGUGCAUGUGUGCAAGAGAAAACCAUCACAAAGGAUAAUUCAUCCAUACGGGAGAGCAUAGUUGAAACAAAGGCAAACAACAAGAUAUGUCUUUUGUUCAUUCACAUAUCGAGGGGCAUUAUCGCCCAAACGCAGUCUUACAUUGGGAGAAAAAACAACACUUCGGCGGAAGAUGUCACAACACCCAUGGAACUAACACAUACGAAUGUCAAAACGUGUAAGACAAUUUUAAAUAAACUUUUAAACAAAAGCGCAUCGGAACAACAUCGAGAAUAUUUCAUUUUAAAAAAAAAGUACCAAAAAAAACUGCUAAAUGUGAACGCUCUGAAAAAUUACCUGAACAGUGUUAAAUACCUGGACAUUAUUAACAUAAAAAAAUAUGUGUACAUGAUCCUUUACCUUUAUUUUAAUUCUUUCAUAUUUAAUAAGUCAGUUUACUUUUCUUCUCUCAUUUUUUACAUUUUACAAAAAUAUAAUUUACAGCACACGUACCUAUUUAACAUACUAUUUAUCAAGUUUAACUUAUUUCUUUUGAAUUACAAAACGUUGAAUGAGUACAACAAGGGGGUGUUGCUUGAUUCACUUGGGAGAUAUAUCGACUCCCUUUUGACAUUUCGAAUUAAGCAAAGUGGCCAUGGAAAAAUCAAAACAAAACAGACACACAUAAGUCCAACAGGGGAAUACCCAGACGAACUUUUCUGCCAGAUAUAUAACAAGGAAUUUGCAGAAAAUGUAUAUAUUUAUAAGGAACUCCACGAGGAUGAGUACAAAUGCAGAAGAAAUAACCCCAAACAUUUUACAUACUUUGAAAAUGCCAUACUGAACUUUUUCAAAUAUUUAUAUCAGAAUGUUACAUUCGUCGAAGGAAGGAAAAUAGCUGUAGGGAUGAACUCCGCGGAGGAGGAAAACGUUACACGUAUGCCCAAAAUUUUUGUGGAAAAAAAAUAUAACAAAUUUUGCCUGACCUGGUCAGAACAUUUUUUGUCAAAUGUUGUACUGCUAUCUAAUUAUGUGCAGAACUGCCUGCCCCUUCUUUUUUCCUUCAUGCAAGGGAUUUUCACGGUUGGGGUGAAACAUACUAGACAGCAGACGAGGCGGGACGGGAUUCCCAUGUUAUAUAAGAGAAACAUAUUUAUUUCGUGUAACGAACUGGGGAGAAGCACCCAAUCGCGGUUUGCACAGUUUACGCGGUGUGGACACAUUGAUGGGAAAAAUCCCUGUGUACAAAAAAACGGAGAAUUAAACCCAUUUUCGUCCCUUCUGAAGAAUAUUUACCGCACAUUUAAAGAUGGAGUGGUUAACGCUCGCCCAAAUGAUGAAGAUAAAAUUACGACCAAACCCUCGAAAUGCGAGGCAGAAUCCAUUAUGUUUAGGAACAUAAAAAAAAAUAGCAACAACAAGAUUCGAACGAGUCUUACACACUACUACGUUAGUAGCAGUUUUAAAAAAAUCAGUCAGGGCAACUUGCUUAAUGAAAAAAAUAUUUUAACCUUCUACUGCGACAUAUAUUUUAAUAACAACAUUGUCGAGGUUGAUGGGCCUAAGCAUUUUCUCCUUUACUACAAUUUUCAGAAAAAUGCUGACCAGGGAGGUCAUGAUGGUUGUGAUGGUUGUGAUGGUCGUGAUGGUCAUGAUGGUCAUGAUGUUCGUGAUAUCCAGUUUGGCUCGAAUUGUUACCCCCCCUUCAUCGCCAAGCAUAGGGACAUGUUCGACUUCAAUUUUGUAUUUCCCUUCUUUUUCAACAACGCAAACGUGAUGCACUUGAAGGACCGCCAAAGUAGCCACUUCUACUUCUAUAACGACAAGAGUAUAAAGAAGAACUUCUUCUUGUACAUCAAUGGUUAUUUUGUGAAACACAUAAACUGCUACGAUAGGGACAUAACAAGUUUCAAAUACUUGCAUGACGUCUUGUUCAGGCGAAGGAGCGACUUCCACGUUGCGUGGGGUAGCGCAUAUCAGUAA
Plasmodium knowlesi strain H is the source of this 2589-nucleotide messenger RNA. RefSeq names its product conserved Plasmodium protein, unknown function. Lineage: Eukaryota; Apicomplexa; Aconoidasida; Haemosporida; Plasmodiidae. The transcript has a single exon. The record is from RefSeq and is a predicted model, not a curated record. Bases 1 to 2589 code for a protein of 862 amino acids.